GGUGAAAGAAAUUUACUCUUCGGUGGAUUUUUUGUUCCGAAAAUGACCCAUUCUGCUGAGAGUCUGAAGUAUGCUGUAGAAUUUCAGGUUCACGACGAUGACAUUUUUGCCGUUACUUACCCAAAGUCCGUGCCGUACCCAACAAUUGGCGACGAGGAUUUGAGUCAACGAACACUCGGCAAAGCUUGCCAUUUCGUGCGUGGAGCCGGAGGAGAGAAACUUCGCGAGGGAGAAGAAGCACCUACUUCAACGAGAGUCGUGAGUGUUUCGUUGGGCACGCUAAGCGGAUUGCUAACUUGGAGGAAGCUAGCUGAUUGCAAACGCAAAUAAAUGACUGACGAAAGCCAAAACGAAACAGAAAACAAACGAAUUAUGGCAGGGGCAAUUGGAAAAUUGGACAGUUUUGAUAGCUCAACAGAAGAUUGGGAAACAUACGUUGAAAGGCUGGAGCAAUACUGUGUGGCAAACGACAUUCCUUCAGACUGAAGGUAAAAAAAGUAGCAGUCCUACUGAGUGCAAUGGGGGCAAAAACACACUCUCUGCACUCACUAACCUGCCGCUGAUCUGAGCUGUAGAAUGAUAGCAGGUGCAGGGAAGACUGCAGACCCACUGAGCGGUGUUGGUGACUUUCCCAACGAAGCUGAUGUCUGCUCAAAAGGUGGCACAACUUGGAUUCAAGAGAUUCUGCCCCUGAUUCUAAAUGGCGGGGACGUGACACCAGUACAGACCAUCCCAAGCUGGGAUCGAGUUCCCUGGCUGGGGCCGACCCGCACUGCCCUGGUUCUGGGCGACCGCCCCCCUCCUCGGGCUAUGGUCUCCCACAUGCCCUACCACUGCAUGCCCCGCUCUUUCUAUACCUCCAAGGCCAAGGUGAUCUACGUCACCCGGAACCCCAAAGACACUGCCGUUUCAUCCUUUCAUUUCCACGGGAUGGCCAGCUUCCUUGAUGAUCCUGGAACCUUUGACCAGUUCCUGGACAAAUUUCUCUCCGGACAGGUAGUGUUUGGCAAGUGGACAGAUCAUGUGAAAAGCUGGAGAAACACAGAUAUUGAAGGCAGAAUCCUCUAUCUGACCUAUGAAGAAAUGGUGCAGGACCUGAGGGCAGCCGUGCUUAGGAUGGCUCAGUUCCUGGGCCGAGAGCUGAGUCCUGACGUCCUGGAGAAGGUGGCCAAUCACUGCCAUUUUAACAACAUGAAGACCAACAUCAUGUCCAACUACUCCCUGGUGCCACAGGACAUCAUGGACAGCAGCAAGUCUCCGUUCUUGCGGAAAGGAACCACAGGAGACUGGAGAAACCAUUUCAAUGCUGAACAGGAAGCCAGGUUCUCUGCCAUUAUAAAAAAAGAGAUGGAAGGAACCAGUUUUCCAUUUCCAUGGGAUGACGAGUGACAGAGUAUAAUAAAACUUUAGGAGCUCCUCAUCUCACACAGCUGAGAUUUCAGAAACAAAGAAGUUAGAAAACAUUAGUAAAACACCAGUGCUCGCAAAUGAUGUAUAUGGCAAUCAUUCGCCUUGUGUUUCGUAAUGAAGCAAAAAAAAUACAUUCAAAGUUGAUGACAAUGUCACCAAAAAAUAAGCAUUAUACAUUGUUUUUUCCAAGCUAUGUCUAGACAGCUUUCCAAAAAGGACAUUUGGAGACUUCAAAAGGACCACCUCCCCCUUCUCACCAUCCCCCUACAGCUCACUCUUAACCUCUGUCUCCUUGU
This is a messenger RNA of Conger conger (European conger), 1706 nucleotides long. Its product is annotated as sulfotransferase 2B1-like. Lineage: Eukaryota; Metazoa; Chordata; Actinopteri; Anguilliformes; Congridae. The transcript has 7 exons. The record is from RefSeq and is a predicted model, not a curated record. Gene Ontology annotation, molecular function: sulfotransferase activity. Gene Ontology annotation, cellular component: cytoplasm. Gene Ontology annotation, biological process: sulfation. The coding region runs from base 577 to 1389 and encodes 270 amino acids.